Alnus glutinosa is the source of this 3430-nucleotide messenger RNA. RefSeq names its product G-type lectin S-receptor-like serine/threonine-protein kinase At4g03230. Gene Ontology annotation, biological process: recognition of pollen; protein phosphorylation. NCBI's taxonomy places the organism in Eukaryota, Viridiplantae, Streptophyta, Magnoliopsida, Fagales, Betulaceae. Gene Ontology annotation, molecular function: ATP binding; protein serine/threonine kinase activity. The record is from RefSeq and is a predicted model, not a curated record. The transcript is spliced from 8 exons. Bases 34 to 3120 code for a protein of 1028 amino acids.
CUAACUACAUAGAUUUGAUUAAGCAAAAGAAGAAUGAGAAAAACCAUCAUCAUUACUGUUUCUGUAAAAUACAUGGUGUCUAACCUCUUCUUAUCCCACACAUUUUUAUUUUGCUUAUCUUUUUGGCUCUGCUCCGCUAGAGAUACCAUAACAUUUAGCAGAUUGGUAAGCUGUGAUCAAGGGGAUACUCUUAUUUCAGCAGGAGAAAGAUUUGAGCUUGGAUUUUUUACUCCUGGUUCUGACACUAGAAAAUAUGUCGGAAUAUGGUAUUACAGUUCAAAUCCAAGAACUGUUGUGUGGGUUGCCAAUCGGGACAACCCACUUUCAGGUACUAAUGGUGUUUUUGCUGUUGCAGAGGAUGGCAAUCUCAAGGUGUUGGAUGGGAGUGGAAAGAUUUACUGGUCGACAAACUACGAAACAUCAUUGGCCAUGAACAGGACAGCAAAGUUAAUGGAUAAUGGGAACCUGGUUGUGAGCCAUGAAGAGAAUGAAAAUGGGUCGAGGAGAGUUGUCUGGCAGAGUUUUGACUACCCAACUGAUACAUUUCUUCCAGGCAUGAAAAUGGAGAAAAAUUUAGUAUUGGCUUCUUGGAAUAGUUAUGAUGAUCCAGCACCAGGGAACUUCACUUUUCGGCUAGAUCAAGGAGGAGCAGACCAGUUCGUCAUCUGGAAAAGAUCGUUAAGGUACUGGAAAAGUGGAGUUUCAGGUAAGAUCAUUAGUUCUGAUGAGAUGCCCUCUGCUAUAUUUUACUUGCUAUCGAACUUCACCUCAACCAUAGUCGACAAUGACUCUGUUCCACAUCUCACAGCAUCAUUAUACAUUAAUACGAGGUUGGUUAUGGAUGUUUUGGGCCAAGUACAGUAUUUGAAGUGGGAAACUGAGAAGAUUUGGUCAUUAAUUUGGGCAGAGCCCAGGGAUAGAUGCAGUGUUUAUAAUGCUUGUGGAAAUUUUGCUAGCUGUAACAGUAAGAAUGACAUAAUGUGCAAGUGUUUGCCUGGUUUCAAGCCUAGCUCGAUGGAGAACUGGAUCAGAGGAGAUUUUUCAGGAGGCUGCACUAGAAAGUCAAUAUUAUGUGGCAAAAAUAUGGAGAGUGACACAUUCUUGAGUCUAAAGACGAUGAAAGUGGGAAACCCUGAUUCUCAAUUUAAUGCCAAGAAUGAAUUGGAAUGCCAAAUAGAGUGCCUUGACAAUUGCGAGUGCCAGGCUUAUUCAUAUGAAGUAGCUGAACUGGCACGGCGGGGUGGGAUUGGCAGUUCUGCAUGCUGGAUUUGGUCGGAGGAUCUCAACAAUAUUCAGGAGGAGUAUGACAAUGGCCGUGAUCUUUAUGUACGUGUAGCAGUUUCUGAUAUAGAAGCAACGACUAGAAAUUGUGAGACUUGUGGCACAAAUAUGAUUCCCUAUCCUCUUAGCACUGGACCAAAAUGUGGUGAUCCAAUGUACUUCAAUUUUCGCUGCAACAUUUCCUCAGGCCAGGUUAGCUUUGAGUCACCUGGCGGAACCUACAGAGUCACAAGCAUCUAUCCAGAGACACAAAAGUUUGUCAUCCAAAUAAAAGAUGCAGAUAAUUGUGGGGAUAAGAACACACAAGAUAAAUUACUGCAGCUCAACCAGUCAUUGCCAUUUAAUGUGAUUAACUGGUGCAAUGUUGCGCCAGCCAACUCUAGUUCUGACAUGUCCUUCAAAGGUGAAGAUGAAGUUGAGAUUGGUUGGUAUCCACCACCAGAGCCAACUUGCUCUUUGCCUACAGACUGCAAGGACUGGCCAUAUUCAUCCUGCAAUGCAACUGGAGAUGGGAAGAGAAGGUGCCUUUGCAAUGCAGACCUUGUAUGGGAUAGCUUGAGCUUGAAUUGUACUGAAGGAACAGCAAGACAUUCAAGAGGGAAGAUGUCCUUGUCUCUGAUUAUUGCAAUAGCUUUUACAAGUGUAAUUGUCCUAUUUACUCUCUCAAGUACUAUUGUUUAUAUCUAUAUUUGUAGGAGGAGGAUGGCUAAGAGACAAGAAAACAGGGGAACUGCUCAGAAAAGUCCAGUGUUUCACUUAUAUGACAAUGAGAGACGUGUCAAAGACUUGAUUGAAUCAGGACGGUUCAAAGAAAAUGAUGCAAAAGCAAUAGAUGUACCAUUUUUUGAUUUGGAAAGCAUACUAGCUGCUACAAAUAGCUUCUCGAAUUCAAACAAGCUUGGACAAGGGGGGUUUGGUUCUGUUUACAAGGGUAAGUUUUCAGGAGGAAAAGAAAUUGCUGUAAAGAGGCUUUCCAGUGGUUCGGGGCAAGGUCUAGAAGAAUUUAAAAACGAGGUUGUAUUGAUUGCCAAACUUCAACAUCGGAAUCUGGUUAGACUUUUGGGCUAUUGUGUCAAAGGAGAUGAAAAGAUGCUGCUAUAUGAGUAUAUGCCAAACAAAAGCUUAGACUCCUUCAUAUUUGAUCGAAAGCUAUGUGAGUUAUUAGACUGGGACAUGCGGUUCAAUAUCAUUUUAGGAAUUGCUCGAGGGCUUCUAUAUCUUCAUCAAGAUUCUAGGUUAAGGAUCAUUCAUAGAGACCUGAAAACAAGCAACAUUCUACUAGAUGAGGAGAUGAACCCCAAAAUCUCAGACUUUGGCUUGGCAAGGAUUUUUGGCGGCAAAGAAACUGCAGCAAGCACCAAAAGAGUAGUUGGGACAUACGGCUAUAUGUCUCCAGAGUAUGCACUAGAUGGGUUUUUCUCAGUCAAGUCGGAUGUCUUUAGCUUCGGUGUUGUUGUGCUUGAGAUUAUUAGUGGGAAAAGGAACACAGGGUUUUAUCAACCUGUACAAGGUUUAAGUCUUCUAGGCUAUGCAUGGCAUUUGUGGAAAGAAGACAAGUCACUGGAUUUAAUAGACCAGACACUAUCCAGAAGUUGCAACACAAAUGAAUAUUUGAAGUGUGUGAAUGUCGGGCUCUUAUGCGUGCAAGAAGAUCCAAGUGAUCGUCCGACAAUGUCUAAUGUAGUUUUCAUGCUUGGCAGUGAAGCUGCAACUCUUCCAAACCCUAAACAGCCAGCUUUUGUUCUUAGAAGAUGCCCUUCUAGCAGAGCUUCUUCUUCUAGUAAGCCUGAAACCUGCUCUAACAACGUGUUAACAGUGACUUUGGACGAUGGACGAUAAUGGAGGAGUUUCCUUUUUUUCUGAAGCAGUUUCCUUUCUUUUUUUUUUUUGGUGGUUUGAUGUCUGGUUUCAUCUUUUGUGACAAGGAUCUGUUCACUUCAGUAACUGUUUACUAUUGAUUUCUUUUUCCAGUAUAUUCACACUGUUCAUUUAAAUCUUCGCAUGUUCAUCAAUGAUGGGUAGGCACAAUUGACACAAAAAUCUGGGAUAUAUAUUAUUUGAGACUCAAUUGUAUUAAGAGAGAGGGUUUGAUUUGUGUAAUCUUCAUCUUUGCUAAUAGAUUCCUUUGCUAUUAUGCUUUUAUUGUUAA